Molecule: messenger RNA, 4277 nt
Organism: Silurus meridionalis
Lineage: Eukaryota; Metazoa; Chordata; Actinopteri; Siluriformes; Siluridae
Gene: brd3b
Product: bromodomain containing 3b
Biological process (GO): chromatin remodeling; regulation of DNA-templated transcription
Cellular component (GO): nucleus; chromatin
Source: RefSeq, a predicted model, not a curated record
UGCGCACAACGCCACUCAAUCAUGGUACAUCGAGAUGCGUCGGUUCAGACGAGAGUAAACACACGGCGUUCAUUCAGUGAUUUAUGCGUUUGUGUGUUUGGUAACUUCCUCGUGGGGUUUGAUAUAAAUAAAAUGUGAAAAGCAUUUAGAUUCAAGGAGAGAGAAAGAUUUUUUUUGGAACGCCAUGUUUACCUUUUUCUAUUGUACAUAUCCAAAUGGGAUGAAUAAAGUAUCUAUUUAUCUCAGUAUUUAUCUAAAAGGCCAGCAGUUCAUCUGUACAAUAUGGACCACAACACUGUGGACUAGUGCGCAUGCGCAGUACGCAAACACACACACACACACACACACACAAGCCAACUCCAGAGUCGAUCCAGCCGUGUAUUAUGCCGCUUCGAUGCAAUAAAAAGCUGCCGGAAAAUCUGCACGGAAACGCUCCCGGAGCUGCUCGGAGUGAAACUGAGUGCUGACGCUCAGGUCCUGAGAUGGGAUGUGUGUGUCGACGAGGGAGUAAGGAGAAGAAAGAGGAACUCAUCAGUGAUUAAAGAAAUACAUCCAGACCCAACCUCGAUUGAGCCACACACUCCUCUCCGCUGUCCACAAUGUCGGCGGUCACAUCUCCCACCCAGGCUGCUCCCUCUAUAGUCAACCCGCCUCCACCUGAAGUAACGAACCCCAGCAAGCCUGGCCGGAAAACCAACCAGCUCCAGUACAUGCAGAACGUUGUGGUGAAAACACUGUGGAGGCAUCAAUUUGCGUGGCCCUUUUACACACCUGUGGAUGCCAUUAAAUUAAAUCUUCCAGACUAUCAUAAAGUCAUCAAGAACCCAAUGGACAUGGGGACGAUCAAGAAGAGACUUGAGAAUAAUUACUACUGGACAGCUGGUGAAUGCAUGCAGGAUUUCAACACUAUGUUCACAAACUGUUAUAUAUAUAACAAGCCUACAGAUGAUAUUGUUCUCAUGGCCCAAGCCCUGGAAAAAAUCUUCCUCCAGAAGGUAGCACAAAUGCCCCAGGAGGAGGUGGAACUGCUGCCACCACCCCCAAAAGGCAAGGCACGCAAGCCCGGUGCUGCCCAUGCUGGAGAAACUCCGCAAGCUUCGGCACUGUCCUCGACGUCCCCGUCCUCGUCAUGUCCAAGCUCUCCUCCUCAGCCACCUCAAACUCCCGUGAUCGCAGCGACGCCUGUACCAACCAUCACCUCCAACGUCCAGGCCGUUCCAGCAGCUGCACCCAUGAUCCCAAGCGCUCAGCCUGUCGUCAAAAAGAAAGGGGUAAAGCGGAAAGCGGACACCACCACGCCCACCACAUGCGCCAUCACGGCCAGCAGAGGCGAGUCUCCCACUCCCCUGCUGGAGUCCAAACACAGCAAGGUGAUCUCCAGGCGUGAGAGCACCGGGCGACCCAUCAAACCUCCGAAAAAGGACCUGGACGACGGCGAGCUCCUGCAGCAGGGGAACAAGAAGAGCAAACUGAGCGACCACCUCAAGUACUGUGACACCAUCUUAAAAGAGAUGCUGUCCAAGAAGCAUGCCGCCUACGCCUGGCCCUUUUAUAAACCUGUAGACGCAGAAGCUCUGGAACUGCAUGACUACCAUGAGAUCAUCAAGCAGCCUAUGGACCUCAGUACAGUCAAAAAAAAAAUGGACAGCAGAGAAUACCAGGAUGCCCAGAGUUUUGCAGCAGAUGUUCGGUUAAUGUUCUCAAAUUGCUAUAAAUACAACCCCCCUGACCACGAGGUCGUUGCCAUGGCAAGGAAACUUCAGGAUGUGUUCGAGAUGCGUUUCGCCAAGAUGCCAGACGAGCCAGCUGAACCCUCGUCCCCUGGAGGCACGUCUGCCACGGCGGUAGUCAGUAAGAGCACGGGGAGCAGCGAGAGCAGCGCGGACUCCUCCAGCUCCAGCUCCGACUCGGAGGAGGAACGAGCCACCCGCCUGGCAGAGCUGCAGGAACAGCUGAAGGCUGUUCACGAACAGCUGGCCGCUCUGUCACAGGGCCCUGUGAGCAAACCAAAGAAGAAGAAAGAAAAGAAAGAAAAGGAAAAGGAGAAGGAGAAGAAGAAGAAGGAAAAAGAGAAGGACAAAGACAAAACCAAGGCCAAGGUGGAGGAAGAGAAAAAGCCGAAGUCCUCGCAGCCGAGCAAGCCGAGUCAGCCGAAGAAGAGUUCAACCAGGAAACCCAACAGCACGUCUACUACCAGGCAACCGAAAAAAGGCUCCAAACCCAGCGCGGCGAAUUACGAGUCAGACGAGGAGGAAGCACUUCCCAUGUCGUACGAUGAAAAGCGGCAGCUCAGCCUGGACAUCAAUCGUCUCCCCGGUGAGAAGCUGGGCCGCGUAGUGCACAUCAUCCAAUCCCGCGAGCCGUCGCUCGACUCCAACCCAGACGAGAUCGAGAUCGACUUCGAGACGCUCAAGCCCUCGACGCUGCGUGAGCUCGAACGCUACGUCAAGUCCUGUUUACAGAAGAAGCAGCGCAAACCUUUGCCGGGCACUGGGAAAAAGAGUGCCAAGACUAAAGAGGAACUGGUUCAGGAAAAGAAGAAAGAGUUAGAAAAGAGGCUGCAGGACGUGAGCGGACAACUGAACAACAACAAGAAACCGCCCAAAAAAGAGAAGGCGGGCUCAGUGCCAGGGGGCGGGCCGUCUCGGCUGAGUGGCAGCAGCAGUUCUUCCGACACGGGCAGCAGCAGCUCCAGCGGCUCCAGCUCCGAGAGCAGCGACUCGGACUGAGCUUUUCACGCAUCAACCUCCUCGGGGUUUUUUUUGUUCUUUUCAUUUCUAAUGAGUAGUGUUUGCUGUCCUGAUAGUGUCCCACUUGAAGACCUGUUACAUCCUGAGUUUAGAAGCGAAAGACAGAAGAUAUUUUAAAAACGAAGCAAGAUAACCUGUUGUAGAACGCCCUCUGCUCGGAUUAAGAUAGCCGACAGUGGAACGGUGGCGGCCUUCAAAGGAGAAACACCUGGUCUACACCAGGAAAAUAUUUUUUUGUGAAUAUGGAGACUUUGAGUUGUUUGUCCAUCAUCCCCAUCCUUACCCUACCCUUCCCCCACCCUUCCCCCGUCCCCUGGUUCUUGCUCCGAAGAGCCCAAUAACAAGUGCAUAGUCAAUUAGUAGCUUCAUUAAGUGCGAGUCAAGGAGCAACUUUCUCUCGUUCUGCUCUGCUGGUCAUGUAAACAUGACGUUCCAACUCAUUCCCCUGAAUCUUUCACAGGUAAUGAUAAAUAUUCAUUGUUACCUUUUUAAAGAAGAACAUAUUUAUUUUUCAUCCGGUCGGGUUCAUUUCCUGGUGUGCCAGGAGUUACAAAAAAUAUCAAGACGAACUUUUGGGGAAAAAAAGAAAAAUUGGUGCAUCAUGAUUGCGUAGCGUGAAAAGGGGUCGUACUACGGCCCGCUUUUCUUUUUCCCAAACCCCCCCUCCCCCAAGUGUCAGUAAAGUUCAGAGGUGUACAUGGAGAGGCCUGUGUGUAGUCUGCAGUAGUUUCACUCAUCUCUGCACUGUCAUUUCCUCCUCUCACGGUGCUCGUCUCUCGUUCAGUAUUUGAUCUUAAUUUGUCUUUAGUUUUUGUUUUAACUACAUUAUACAUUCUCAAUAAUGGGUUUGUUUUUAUACAUUAUUUGAACAUACUCGAUUUUUAUUUUAUUUUUAUUUCACUAAUGAUAUAUUUCAGUAAUGAUAUACCCAAUGUGUGUUUUUUUUUUUUUUUUGUUUGUUUGUUUGUUUUUUUUUUCCUGCAGCUUCUGGAAUGCAUUAUAUUAAUCACCACUGUCUUUGAUUGACUAGUUUAUUCUUAAAAAAAAAAAAAAAAAAAAAAUUAUUUAUUUUAGAAGCAUAAUUGGCUGUCUGAGUGGAAACUCCGAUAUCCGUGAAGAGCCCAUAUUAAACAGUCUGGUAUGUACUGUUCCUCUUUGGCGAACUCUCAAAUCCAGGACGCUUGCUCUCAUGUGGAAUACUAGUAGUAUGGUCUAGUACUAGUACUGGUCCUCAUGGCUGUGUCCCCGAACUUAAGAAGACACUCGUCUCAUUUGCCUGUAAAAACUCAGUGUUCACUUCAGCAGGUUAUGUUUGGUAAUUUCCAAAGUAUUACACUAAUGACUCUUUUUUUUUUUUUUUUUUGUGAAUAGAUUUUUUUUUUAUGACCAUCUCUUUUGGAGUACUGUAUUAAAUGCUUUGAGUGGUACUUCAGUGCUGAACCGGGGUUGUCGGUAUAUUUUCUUGCCAAGUUUUUGAACUGAUACAACUCGUACAAAAACGAACGUCAUAGACAUUGUGUCCUUUGU